Hippocampus zosterae (dwarf seahorse) is the source of this 1484-nucleotide messenger RNA. Its product is annotated as mannose-P-dolichol utilization defect 1 protein-like. The coding region runs from base 679 to 1401 and encodes 240 amino acids. The transcript has 8 exons. The record is from RefSeq and is a predicted model, not a curated record. Gene Ontology annotation, biological process: oligosaccharide biosynthetic process. NCBI's taxonomy places the organism in Eukaryota, Metazoa, Chordata, Actinopteri, Syngnathiformes, Syngnathidae.
AUCGUCCUGUUUUCAGCCCCUUUUACUACCAGACUGCAAUCCGAGUUGUAGUUGACCCGGAUAAGAGCAUACCACACAUUUAGUUCUGUUGUUUGUAUAUGGAGAUCCAGACUUUUGUCAGCUAAAGGUCAUGAUUAGAUUAGAUUCGUCCAAUCUCUGGGGUACGCCCGGUCUCACUGAUCAUAAAGAACUCGUUGUUGACAUUGAUGAAAUCAUGGCACAGGAAAGGUUUGCUACGGAGUAAGCAGACUUACAAAAAGCCAGGAAUGUGCUGCACGUGGGAGAAGAGGAUAGCGGUGAAUUUGGCUUAAAUUGUUAUGAUUAUAUUGAGUGGCGCUCGCAGAUAAAAAUGUUUCAACGGUGAUCUGGACGGGAACUGAAAUAUUCUGAGCAAUUACACUGGAGAUUAAUGUCCCUUGGUAGCAUUUAAAUCCAAAAUACUGGCGUGAAUUUGGGUGUUUUCUAACAUUAUGUAAACGUUAUUUUUUGUUGUUGUUUUUUUUACAAGCACAUCAAGCAUUUUCGGCUGUCCCGUCAAGGAAAAAUGACGGCUCUAGAAGAUUUUGUUCGUAGUUUCAAAAUUCGGGUCGUCCUCGUGAAGCUUCGGUGCCGAGUGACAUCGAACCCGGAAGUGCUGCGUGCGUUCAGUCCAUUCGCGUUGCGUGCAACACGCUCAACAUGUCCACGUCUCCCGUCAAAAGUUUCCUAGUCAACCAUUUCAUGCCGGAGAAAUGUUAUGCGGAGCUUUUGGUCAACUUCAAUUUGCACGUGCCAUGUUUGACGUUAGUCCUCAACAAAAUCAUCGGACUGUGGCUUGUUUUGGACGUAGUUUUUGCUCAGCUUCUGCAGCUGCUCAAGAUUCUAUGGGGACGGAAUGCGGAGGGCGUGAAUUCAGUUUCCAUCCUGCUGCAACUUUACGCCUCGUCUGGACCUGUCCUGUUCGCCAUGACCCACAACUUCCCACUUCUUGCCUGGGGUGAGAGGCUUUUCUUGACCAUCCAGACCACAAUCAUUCUCUUCCUCAUUCUGCAUUAUCGGGGGGACACUUGGAGAGGUAUUUUGUUUGUGUUGGCUUAUGGUGGUUUAAUAGUCCUCAUGGGAUCUUAUGCCCCUGCGCAAGUUAUCUCGGCAAUGCAGUCUUCCGGUUUGGCAGGAAUAAUUGCAAGCAAGAUUCUUCAGGCAGGAACUAACUAUAGGAAUGGCCACACGGGUCAGCUGUCAUCUGCGUCUGUAUUGUUAUCCUGUGCAGCCUCCUUGGGUCUCAUCUUUGUUUCACUGCAGGACACGGGGAAGUCUCUUGCCACAGCUAGCUACCUCAUGUCUGCCUGCUUCAGCUGCAUCUUGCUGGCUCAGGUCCUUUGCUAUGGGAACAAUAAGAUUUCCAUGUUGAGCUGCUACUAAUAAAUGAACGUUAAAGGUACACUGCGUUGAAUCUGGUGCCAUCUAGUGGUGAAUUCACAGAAUAGGGAAAUUAUAGAUUGGAA